Molecule: messenger RNA, 2005 nt
Organism: Mucor mucedo
Lineage: Eukaryota; Fungi; Mucoromycota; Mucoromycetes; Mucorales; Mucoraceae
Exons: 1
Coding region: 164-1963 (599 amino acids)
Source: RefSeq, a predicted model, not a curated record
GAGUGGAUGUAAUCUGUCUGUAAACUCAAAAUUUGAUUCUCCUUAUAAUGCAAAUUGGUAAACGGGCUUAGCAAAACUAUAUGCAUGUAUUUAUGCACGACUGUGAUCAGUGGCUCCUCAAAAACCAAACAAACACUUUUUCUUUUAAUUACAAAACAUCUAAAUGGGUACUUUCAAAUCUUUACCUCAUGAAAUCUUGGAAAAUAUUCUGUCUUAUGCUGAAGACCAUGUAAAGAAGAGCCAACGGAUGGCUGUAAAUAGGAAUUGGUACAAUAUAUAUUUAUCGCUCGUUUACACUGCCCCCAUCAUCGAUUUGGACUCUAAACCCUCCAAAUUUUAUGGCAUUACGGACUCCCCGUUUCGUCCAGGGAAAUACAUAACGUCCAUUACUUUUCGAUCUUUGAAAGCAGAGGCAGGAUACACCACAGAUAUUACCCAAAGCAAACUCUAUCGCUUAAUGAUGCAUACACCCUACGUUAAAGAAGUCAAAUUUAGUACAAUCAACGAUGUGAAAGCGCAAGGCUGGGAAUAUUUUUAUAAUGUACUCAAAAUGGCAAACACCUGGAAAUUACGUUGCUUGCCAGACGAUUGGGAUUCAUACUAUCUAGGCGAGACAUUAUGCUACUCGAUUUAUUUAAAAUGUGCGCAGCAUCUAAAGAAUUCGGUUAGUUCUCUAUACUUGAUUGGUACAAAAAUGCCAACGAAAAUGUUGCCCAGUUAUUUAAAUAUGUUUACCGCAUUGAGAUCUUUGGAAAUCACUGGAUGUUUGCUUAAAAACGUAUAUGAUUUGGAUAUGCUGCUUCAACUCGUCCCUCUUCUGGAAGAACUCACGGUGAGUUUCGAAGAGACAAGCUUCAGUUCAGAUCAUGACAACGGUGGAAUAAUCCUGACUAGAGAGUAUCCGAGUAUAAAGACACUUGAUUUCCGUUCCUUUGUCUUCCAAACAGAUCAGCAAGCAUGCAUAUUUUACACUAAUUUCACAGGCCUUCAAAAUCUAAGCAUUGGAGGCAUUCAAAACGAGCUCACAAUAAAACCAGAAACGGCAAAGAAGUUUUUCACAAUGCUUUUGAGACUUUCGGAUUACUAUUUUGUGCUUCGUGGAACUUUUAUGGGCAAGUUUGAUUUCAUCAACGACAACAGUCCACAAGAGACGCACGCUUCCAUACAUAAUCAUGGCCAUAUGACCGACGCGGUCGGUAUCCAAAAAUCGAAAGACUUCCCAGAUGGGGUGAUAAAUUAUGAUUUUACAGAGGAUCGUGCUGUUGCUACGCAUUUUUUGUUAAGAUUGGGUCCGGAUAUACAGCGAAUCCGAUUCGAACGUGUGGAGGAUGAAAAUAUUCAAUACUAUCUGGAGGUUAUUUUCAGUUACCAGCACAAAAACCUACACACUAUUGUUUUCAAUAAGCUCACGUUCAGGUAUCUUACCCAGGAUAACUUUGUCUUUACAAGUGGCAUCCAAACUAUAUUGUUUCAUUACUGCAGAUUUUCCAUAUAUGCUAUGAAAGUGUUAUCAUUGCACUUUACAAAUUUAAAGGUAGUUAGUUUUAAAGGUACCGAUUCCGAUGAAACUUUCGAUCAUAGCUGGAAUAAUAUAAUCUUGCCAAAUACUGAUAUUCAACAACUCUCGGUAUCAUGUGGUGUAUCCAUACAUGACAUGAUUUACAACAUUUAUCCCGAAAGAUGGGAUCCACGGAUACUUCCUUUAAUUUCAAUCACAUUGACAGAUGAAGGUGUUACAAGAUACUAUUAUACAAGAGAUGAAGGGAUACCAGAAAUUGUGGAAACAACAGGAACACAUUUUGAACUAGUCGCAAAAGCGACGUUACGUUUUGAUGCUUACGCUAAAAUUGUAAAUAUUCACGUUAAAUCUAUCCGAAAACUUACGUUAGAAUUGAAUAAUGAUCCAUCAAACGAUAUUAUAAUGGUUUUCGAACCUUUAAAAAAGAUUUUAACAGUAUUUUGAUAAUUGAAUUAAACAUCUUUUGUUUUAGUACUUAUAUCUAUA